AUGUCACCAACCAAACGCUGCCUUCUGCUUGCUUUUAUCUUCCUUUCCUUCCUUUCUAUUAAUGCCACAGCCAGAAGUUUAAGAGAGACUAAGGAUGAAUUAGCUCCAGUUUCGGCCGAGAAGAGCCACGAAAAUCAAUUUAAGCCAAAUCAAGGAGGAGACCAAGAUAUUGGUGACUUGACUACAAUGGACUACACUCCUGCAAAAAAGAAUCCUCCAAUUCAUAAUUAA
Sphenostylis stenocarpa is the source of this 231-nucleotide messenger RNA. NCBI's taxonomy places the organism in Eukaryota, Viridiplantae, Streptophyta, Magnoliopsida, Fabales, Fabaceae. The record is from the annotation of a GenBank genome assembly.